GCUGUUAGUGGAAGCCUGCGGUUAACCCUGAGACGAGGCCGUGAAAGACCUCUCGGUUCUGGCAGAAACACGAGGGUGUUGACGAGAGAGACUCGAGAGUUCUUCCUUUUGAGACUCCGCUCAGCCGUGUGCUGGCGGCCCCUUUACAAAUACUUUCGGUAGACUCUGGUGCAUCGCGCGGUAUUCUGAUCAACUAUAUACACUUCUAAUAGUUCAUCGAACAUCGCUCGUUCGACAUACGGACUCAAUAACCAUGCGUUGCGAUAACAAGACGGCAUUCCGCCUUGGAAUGUCAGUGUAUUUGAUUCUGAUACUGACUACGGGCGCGCUGGGUAUAAGGAGGCAUCGCAGCGCCCACAGACUUGCGCCCAAACCCAGCAUCGACGACCUGUUGCAGAGGCUCGACAACACGCUGCAGGAACAGAGGAAGAGGCUGGAGAGAGGACUUCCAACCAUCGCUUAUCGGACCAAUCACCUGGCGGAGGACGACGAAGGCCCCACCAUCAUCCAGGACCACUGGGAGGCGGAGAUGACCCACGCGGAGGAAUACAUGAGCGACGUGGAGCCCUGGACGAGGAACAGCCCGACACCGCAACCCACGCUGACUGAGAAGGAUCUCAAAAUGGUCCGGCUGGCCUCUGAAAACGUUCGCUGGGUCAGGAAUAACGGCAAGUGCCAGGUCCCCCUUCAGCGCUGUGUGAAGGUGACGUCGCAGCACGGGGGAGCCGGGUAUAAUUACUGGCCUCGCUGCGCCCUCCUGCAUCGCUGUGGAGAUGACGCUGGCUGCUGCAGCGCCCCCAGCCACACCUGCUCCGUGGAGUCGGCGGAAAACGUCGAUUUGUACUUCUACGUCUACACGAGCAGCGGCGACGGGCGUGCGGGCGUGCAAAAGAUGACUUUCAGCAACCACACCCGUUGCAUGUGCAAGCCAAAUGAGACCACCAUUUCCGAACCCCCUGUGUUGUGCAACUGCCCCAAGCACUUCACAUCAACCCCGGUGGGAGGGCGCUGCACUUGCAUCUGCACGGAAGGGAAUCCCCGGUGUAAGCGCUACAAGAAAGGAAAGCGAUUUUUCUCAUCUUCCGAAACAGAAUGCAUUUCUAACGGAGAAUGCACUACUCCUACGUGUGAGUAUGGGCCUUUCCUGCUAAAGAAACACAGGUGCCCCAGACGCAGAGAGAGAGAGCGCUAUACCAUCAGCAGGAGGUAAACGGGGCAACGGAGGAGAGGAGGCAGAAAGGGAGGGAAAGUGGUGGAAAGGGAGAGAAAGAAGGAGAUGGAAAGCGAGAGAAGGAGAUGGAAAGAGAGAGGAGGCAGGGAGAGAGAGGAAGAGACAGGAAGAGAGAGAAGGAGAUAGAAAGAGAGAGAAGGAUAUAGAAAGGGAGAGAAGGAGACAAGAGGAGAGAGGACACAGAAAGAGAGAAGAGGACAGAAGGAGACAUAGAGAAUUAGAAGAGGACAGAAUGGGAGAGAGGAAGACAGAAAAAUGAAAUGCCGUUAAUUGUAUAGCGAAGACGGAAUAAGAGGAGAGAAAGAGAGAGAAGAGGAAGAGACAAGAAGAAGGAAAAGAGGAGGGGAAACGAAGAGAAAGAGAGAGAGAGAGAGAGAAUAAUGCCAUUAACAGUACAAAAUAAAUGGGAUUAAGAAGAGUGGAAAGAAAGAAAAAAUAGAUGAUAAAAUAGGGUAUAAGGUUGUAUAUGUCCUUAACAAUCGGACAAGAAAAAUAAAAUCAUAGAUAAGAAAUGAAGCUGACAGAGUAAUAGUAAUACUGAAAAUAGGAAAGGAUAAAACAACCAAAUGUGAGAGAGAGUGGGAGAGAGAGAGAGAGAGAGAGUGAGUGAGUGAGAGAGAGAGAGAGUGAGUGAAUGAGAGAGAGAGAGAGAGAGAGAGAGAGAGAAUGAGUGAGAGAGAGAGAGAGAGAGAAUCAUGUGUUGUAAGGAAAGUGUAUAUUAAAUAUAUUCUCUCCCUCUCUCUCUCACACAAAUAUAUAUAAAAGCAGAAACAUCUUGCCUCUGUCAACAAAAAAUAAUCGAAAAAAACAUUACCUAAAUGAAGAAAAGUGAGGAAGCACUGCAUCAACCAAUGCAUUUUUAAAAUUCGGUCUAUUUACGAGGAAUAUUUUUCCUUUGAUGAGAAAAUAAAUCUGUUUUGGAUUGUUACCAAUUCAAAUGAUUUUUAUAUGUUUACAAAGAGGCUCUUAACACCAUAUUUUGUGUUGUGAUUUACAUUUUACGUCAAAUUUAUUAGAAUUAUUAGAAUAAUAAAUCCUAUCAGUCUAUACUCAGUGAGCAAGAAUCACUGUCCAUGGUUUAUGUGGUUAGCGGGAAAUAAUUUUGUUACCCCUACUUUUUCAACUGAAAAUGUGGUAAUGUAUAUAUUACAGAAAGCGGAAUGACAGCCAUUUAAAGGGUAAACAUAUUUAAAUUAUUUAUGCUUCUUAAAAGUAAGGAUCACUUGAAAAUCUGCAUUUACUUAGUUUUGAAAUGAAAUGUAUAAGACCUUCAAAUCACAUUUUCAGGUAAAUUCUCCCUCAGCAACAAUGCUUUCUACAAUGAUACAUACAAUUGUGUCACUAUACACAUAUUCGGUUCAAUAACCACUUUUGAAAAGAAAUGUAACAAUUUACUGAGAUGCAGUGUAAAAAAAAUACCAAUAGCUAAUAUUUGUAAUAAGCAGAUUUUACAUUUAUUCACAAAGAGUGGCAUGUCAUUCAUGAUACACGAUUUUUUCACUCCGUUUGAUGCUGAUGUUAUAAAUAAGCGCUCGUUUUAUCUAAUAUUAAAAUCAUGUACUUUCAGAUUUGCUAUGUAAGGAAAAUAAAUGCAUUUUCCGUGAUUUACGAAAGAUUCAAGGUUUCCUUUACAAUUAAGACCCCAAAUUAAAGGGAAAAAAAUCUUACGUUUUCUGUUAACGAAUAUUUAGGAAUAACUUUAGUAUUCCAUUGACGGAGAUGAAAGGCAGUGGGGUAGGUGCUUUUUUAUUAGAAUUUAACGUGUAUUCAUUUUUGUUAUAUUUUAUAUGUUGUCUUAGGUGAACGAGUUAUCUUUCUUCUUAUCUGUGUGUCAAUUAACAGGCCCUAGAUGUUUUAUCUUGAUUUACAAGCUUGUCUUAGAGCUCGCUAUAGUGGUUCAACCUUUCUCCGUUAUCUGCAUUGGAAUUUGUUAUUUAUCAGUGAUAAAAA
This is a messenger RNA of Penaeus monodon (black tiger shrimp), 3181 nucleotides long. RefSeq lists its product as uncharacterized. The record is from RefSeq and is a predicted model, not a curated record. The coding region runs from base 254 to 1210 and encodes 318 amino acids. Gene Ontology annotation, biological process: hemocyte migration. The transcript has 6 exons. Lineage: Eukaryota; Metazoa; Arthropoda; Malacostraca; Decapoda; Penaeidae. Gene Ontology annotation, cellular component: membrane. Gene Ontology annotation, molecular function: growth factor activity.